AUGGCUCAAAGUUGUCAAAAGAGCAAUGCUGACAGAAGGGGUAGACCGUUGGAAUUCCAGGAAGGUGACUUCAUUUUGUUGAAGGUUUCCCCACGUAAAGGAGUUGUACUUUUUGGUGUAAAAGGGAAACUUACGCCAAGGUACGUUGGACAAUUCUCGAUUGUGCAACGAGUUGGUGUCGUGGCGUAUCGCCUUACCCUACCGCCUGAGCUAUCUCACAUGCAUGAUGUAUUCCAUGUCUCCAUGCUUCUUAAAUGUCAACCUGAGCCGGAAGCUGUGGUACAAUGGUAUGACAUUCUGCUACAGUAUGACGCGACAUACGAGGAGGCACCAGUUCAGAUUCUUGAUCAGAAGAUGAAGAGUUUGUGUCAUCCUGAUAUUCCAUUAGUAAAAGUUUUGUGGCAGUACCAUGGAGUUAAAGAAGCGACAUGGGAGCUUGAAACGACGUUGCAGGAGCAGUACCCGCAUCUGUUUUUGCUUUGA
Messenger RNA from Morus notabilis, 483 nucleotides. RefSeq lists its product as uncharacterized. The transcript has a single exon. NCBI's taxonomy places the organism in Eukaryota, Viridiplantae, Streptophyta, Magnoliopsida, Rosales, Moraceae. Bases 1 to 483 code for a protein of 160 amino acids. The record is from RefSeq and is a predicted model, not a curated record.